This is a messenger RNA of Chrysochloris asiatica (Cape golden mole), 2175 nucleotides long. RefSeq names its product GRB2-associated binding protein 1 (gene GAB1). The transcript is spliced from 11 exons. Lineage: Eukaryota; Metazoa; Chordata; Mammalia; Afrosoricida; Chrysochloridae. Bases 1 to 2175 code for a protein of 724 amino acids. The record is from RefSeq and is a predicted model, not a curated record.
AUGAGCGGCGGCGAAGUGGUCUACUCGGGAUGGCUCCGCAAAUCUCCCCCGGAGAAAAAGUUGAAGCGUUAUGCAUGGAAGAGGAGAUGGUUUGUGUUACGCAGUGGCCGUUUAACUGGAGAUCCAGAUGUAUUGGAAUAUUACAAAAAUGAUCAUGCCAAGAAGCCUAUUCGUAUUAUUGAUUUAAAUUUAUGUCAGCAAGUCGAUGCUGGAUUGACAUUUAACAAAAAAGAGUUUGAAAACAGCUACAUUUUUGAUAUCAACACUAUUGACCGGAUUUUCUACCUAGUAGCAGACAGUGAGGAGGAGAUGAAUAAGUGGGUUCGUUGUAUUUGUGACAUCUGUGGGUUCAAUCCUACAGAAGAAGAUGCUGUGAAGCCACCUGGCCCCUCCUUGCAAGCACCAGUUGAUUUACCUUUAGCUAUAAAUGCAGCACCAUCAUCUGCACAGGUGGAUCCAUCUUCUGCUACUCUACCUCCUCCAUACCAGCUAAUUAACCUUCCACCACACCUGGAAACUCUUAGCAUCCAGGAGGAUCCUCAAGACUACCUCUUGCUAAUCAACUGUCAAAGCAAGAAGCCUGAACCUAUGAGAACGCAUGCUGACUCUGCAAAAUCCACCUCUUCGGAAACAGACUGCAAUGAUAAUGUCCCUUCUCAUAAAAACUCCACGUCUUCCCAGAGCAAACAUGGAGUGAAUGGCUUUUUUCAGCAGCAGAUGACGUAUGACUCUCCACCAUCACGUGCUACAUCUGUUCCUAUAGACUCCAGCCUUUAUAACUUGCCCAGGAGUUAUUCCCACGAUGUUUUACCUAAGGUGUCUCCUUCUAGUACUGAAGCAGACGGAGAACUCUAUGUUUUUAAUACUCCAUCUGGGACGUCAAAUAUAGAGACUCAGAUGAGGCAUAUAUCUGCUAGUUACGACAUUCCCCCAACACCUGGUAACACUUACCAGAUUCCACGAACAUUUCCAGAAGGAACCUUGGGACAGACGUCCAAGCUCGAGACUAUUCCAGAUAUUCCUCCACCUCGGCCACCAAAACCACAUCCAGUUCAUGACCGAUCUCCUGUGGAAACGUGCAGCAUCACGCGCACAGCCUCAGAUACUGACAGUAGUUACUGUACCCCUACUGCAGGGAUGCCAACAUUGCGUAGCAAUACCAUUUCCACUGUGGAUUUGAACAAAUUGAGAAAAGAUGCUAGCUCUCAAGACUGCUAUGAUAUUCCACGAACAUUUCCAAGUGAUAGAUCUAGUUCGCUUGAAGGCUUCCACAACCACUUUAAAAUCAAAAAUGUGUUGACAGUGGGAAGUGUAUCAAGUGAAGAACUGGAUGAAAAUUACGUUCCUAUGAAUCCCAACUCCCCACCACGGCAACAUUCCAGCAGUUUUACAGAAUCAAUUCAGGAAGCAAAUUAUGUGCCAAUGACACCAGGAACAUUUGAUUUUUCUUCAUUUGGAAUGCAAGUGCCUCCUCCUGCUCAUCUGGGCUUCAGGUCCAGCCCAAAGACCCCUCCCAGACGGCCAGUGCCUGUUGCAGACUGUGAACCGCCCCCUGUGGAUAGGAACCUCAAGCCAGACAGAAAAGGUCAAAGUCCUAAAAUUUUAAGACCCAAACCCCAUGGUUUAGAGCGAACUGAUUCACAAACCAUAGGUGACUUUGCUACAAGAAGAAAGGCCAAACCAGCACCUUUAGAAAUAAAACCCUUGUCUGAAUGGGAAGAAUUACAAGCUCCAGUUAGAUCUCCCAUCACUAGGAGUUUUGCUCGAGAUUCCUCUAGGUUUCCCAUGUCCCCCCGGCCGGAUUCCGUACAUAGCACAACUUCAAGCAGUGACUCACAUGACAGUGAUGAAAAUUACGUUCCCAUGAACCCAAACCUGUCCAGUGAAGACCCAAAUCUUUUUGGCAGUAAUAGCCUUGAUGGAGGAAGCAGUCCUAUGAUAAAACCCAAAGGGGACAAACAAGUGGAAUACCUAGAUUUAGAUUUAGAUUCUGGGAAAUCUACACCGCCACGAAAGCAAAAGAGCAGUGGCUCAGGCAGCAGUGUAGCAGAUGAGAGGGUGGAUUAUGUUGUGGUUGACCAACAGAAGACCCUGGCGCUAAAGAGCACCCGAGAAGCCUGGACUGAUGGGAGACAGUCCACAGAAUCUGAAACACCCACCAAGAGUGUGAAGUGA